CAUCUCGUGAAGUUUCUUGUUUGACACAUCUCCAGGAUCUCAUUUGCCAGUGCCCUUUCGGCAGGAAAUCACAGGGGCUGUCAUCCAGCAUCCUGAUAAGCCUCAGGCAGUCACCGAAGUUCACUCCUGCUAUGACAGACAUCUUGCCAUCCAGAGGGGAGAGAAACAUUCUCCACUACCUGCCAAUCUCAGGAAAGCUCUUCCUUUUCUAUUUUCUGCUUCCAGCAAGAAGAAUGGUGCUCAGGAAUACCAGUGGAGGGUUUCUGAGCAUCGAUCCCACCGCCCCGGCCUGGGAGGGCACACUCACACCAGUGAAUGGAAGUGACGAGGACCAUCCUCCAAGUGACAACGUGGAAAUCCUGAUCGUGACUUUGCUGACCUUCACCUUUGCCCUGGGCGGGCUGGUGGGAAACGUGACCGUGCUCUGGCUUCUGGGCUGCCGCAUGCAGAGGAACGCUUUCUCCGUCUACAUCCUCAACCUGGCAGGAGCUGACUUCCUCUUCCUCUCCUCCCAGGUUGUAUAUGCCCUGGAGGUGCUCAUCAACUUCCAUUCGGUGUACUUUUCCAUCCCCAGAUUUUUCACCACCAUGUGGACCUUUGCCUACAUCGCGAGCGUGAGCCUUCUCAGCGCCAUCAGCACCGAGCGCUGCCUGUCGGUCCUUUGUCCCAUCUGGUACCGCUGCCACCGCCCAAGACACACGUCAACUGUGACGUGUGGCCUGCUCUGGGCCCUCUCCCUGCUGCUGAGCAUCCUGGAAGGGAAAUACUGUGGCUUCCUGUUUAGGGAUUUUGACCCUGGGUUGUGUCUGGCGUUUGAUUUCGUCGCGGCCGCCUGGCUGAUUUUCUUAUUUGUGCUUCUCUCUGGGUCCAGCCUGGCCCUGCUGACCAGACUGCUGUGGGGCUCCCAGCGGAUGCAGCUGACCAGGGUGUAUGUGACUGUGGGGCUCACAGUGCUGGCCUUCCUCUUCUGCGGACUGCCCUACGGCAUUCACUGGUUCCUCAUAUUCUGGAUUCAGCAGGGUUUUGAUGCGUCCCUCUGGCACCUUUAUCUGGCUGCGCUCACCCUGUCCUGUGUCAACAGCUGUGCCAACCCCAUCAUUUACUUCUUUGUUGGCUCCUUCAGGCAGCGGUGGCCCCGGCAGCGGAAGACCCUCAGGAUGGUUCUCCAGAGGGCCCUGCAGGACGCAUCCGGAGGGGAUGAAAGCGAAGUCAGCCUGCCUCAGGAAACUCUGGCGAUGUCGGGAAACAGUCUGGCGCCCUGAUUCGGCGUCUGCCUCAGUCAGACAAAUGUGGCUUUGAGAACCAACUUUGUCCCUAUCGGUUUGGGAGGUUUUCUUCACUUCUCUCAGCCUCGGCGCCCCUGACCUUCAAACCCUAAAGUUGUAAGAUAAACCUUACGGUUAAGAUAAUAUCCUCCCUCGUGAGGACUGUGACGGUACCUGUGAAACAAACACUGAGUGUCGCACCUCAGGGACUGCCUUCCCCAAGGCCUUCGCUCCACCCCAAACUCUACCAACUCUGGGGUCCGCUUUAGGAGAACCCCACCUUCAGCACAGGCUGAAAGCAGCGCAGGACGGUCUAAAUUCGUUUGGUCGCUGCACUUGGGAGGGACUGGAAGAACAUUCCAUGGCAAGUUUCUGUGGUCACCCUCCUGCAUCCUGUCUCCAUAAAAUUGAAAGAAUUAAAGAGCAGACUAGCCUCCGAGAGCAGUCUUCUUUGAUUUUGGUAGGGCCUAGAAUAUGUCCCUACCUUGAUGUUUAUUGAAUCCAAGACUUAAUGAACGAAUAAAUGACGAAUUUUUAAACCAA
Molecule: messenger RNA, 1808 nt
Organism: Neofelis nebulosa (Clouded leopard)
Lineage: Eukaryota; Metazoa; Chordata; Mammalia; Carnivora; Felidae
Gene: MRGPRX2
Product: MAS related GPR family member X2
Exons: 2
Coding region: 132-1262 (376 amino acids)
Biological process (GO): G protein-coupled receptor signaling pathway
Cellular component (GO): membrane
Molecular function (GO): G protein-coupled receptor activity
Source: RefSeq, a predicted model, not a curated record